AUGAACUUCAUGACUGAGAAUCUCCACAGAGAGCAUGGAGAAUAUGAUCCACAAACUGUAAGACCAGGAAGUAGAUACAGUCAUGUUCAAGAAGUCCAAGAGCGGUUGAACUUUUUACGAUUUUUACUGAAGGAUGGUCAAUUAUGGCUCUGUGCUCCUCAGGCAAAACAAAUAUGGAAAUGUUUAGCUGAAAAUGCCGUCUACUUGUGUGAUCGUGAAGCCUGUUUUAAAUGGUAUUCUAAACUAAUGGGAGAUGAACCGGACUUAGACCCUGACAUUAAUAAAGACUUUUUUGAAAACAAUGUUCUUCAAUUGGACCCUUCACUGUUAACAGAAAAUGGAAUGAAAUGUUUUGAACGUUUCUUCAAAGCUGUGAAUUGUCGGGAAGGGAAGCUAGUAGCAAAGAGACGUGCCUAUAUGAUGGAUGACUUGGAGUUAAUAGGACUAGAUUACCUUUGGAGAGUUGUAAUUCAAGGAAAUGAUGAUAUUGCCAGUCGAGCAAUAGAUCUGCUGAAGGAGAUUUAUACCAACCUUGGUCCAAGAUUACAAGUUAAUCAGGUAGUUAUCCAUGAGGACUUCAUUCAGUCCUGUUUUGAUCGUUUGAAGGCAUCCUAUGAUACUUUAUGUGUACUGGAUGGAGAUAAAGAUAGUAUUAAUUGUGCAAGACAAGAAGCAAUAAGAAUGGUGCGAGUGUUGACUGUUUUAAGAGAGUAUAUAAAUGAAUGUGACAGUGAUUACCAUGAAGAACGAACAAUUCUACCAAUGUCAAGAGCUUUUCGUGGUAAGCACAUCUCUCUAGUAGUUCGUUUUCCAAACCAAGGUCGGCAGGUGGAAGAUUUGGAUGUUUGGUCUCAUACAAAUGAUACCAUUGGUUCAGUCAGACGUUGCAUUCUCAACCGUAUUAAAGCCAACAGUGCACAUACCAAAGUAGAAUUAUUUAUUGGAGGCGAAUUAGUAGAUCCCGUAGAUGAUAGGAAAUUAAUUGGACAAUUGAAUCUGAAAGAUAAAACAUUAAUUACAGCAAAGCUUACACAGAUAAGUUCCAAUAUGCCUUCAAGCCCUGAUAGUUCCUCUGAUUCUUCCACGGGUUCUCCUGGUAACCAUGGCAAUCAUUAUAGCGAUGGUCCAAAUCCAGAAGUUGAAAGUUGCUUGCCCGGAGUUAUUAUGUCACUGCAUCCUAGAUACAUCUCAUUUCUUUGGCAAGUUGCAGACCUAGGAAGUAGUCUAAAUAUGCCAUCUCUUAGAGAUGGUGCACGAAUCCUUAUGAAAUUAAUGCCACCAGAUAAUACUACUAUAGAGAAAUUAAGAGCUAUCUGUUUAGACCAUGCAAAACUUGGGGACAGCAGCCUUAGUCCAUCCCUUGAUUCUCUGUUCUUUGGACCUUCUGCUUCACAAGUGCUAUAUCUUACAGAGGUAGUUUAUGCCUUGUUAAUGCCUGCCAAUUUGCCUCUGGGAGAAGAUGCUACUGACUUUCAGUUCAAUUUCUUAAAAAGUGGUGGCUUACCUCUGGUGUUGAGUAUGCUGACUAGAAAUAAUUUCUUGCCAAAUGCAGAUAUGGAAACAAGAAGGGGGGCCUACCUAAAUGCUUUAAAAAUAGCAAAGCUACUGCUGACUGCAAUUGGUUAUGGCCACGUGAGAGCUGUGGCAGAAGCUUGUCAACCAGUUGUAGAGGGUACAAGCCCAAUGUCACCGAUCAACCAAGCGACUCAUGACCAGGCGGUGGUGUUGCAAACUGCUCUGCAGAACAUUCCCAAUCCAACUUCAGAGUGCAUGUUAAGAAAUGUAGCAAUACGCCUUGCACAGCAAAUAUCUGAUGAGGCUUCAAAGUUUAUUCCUGAUAUUUGUGUUAUUAGAGCAGUGCAAAAAAUUGUAUGGGCUUCUGGAUGUGGAUCAGUACAACUGGUAUUCAGCUCAAAUGAAGAUAUUAGUAAAAUUUAUGAAAAGACAAAUGCAGGUAAUGAACCAGAUUCAGAAGAUGAACAAGUUUGCUGUGAAGCACUUGAAGCAAUGACGCUUUGUUUUGCUUUAAUUCCAACUGCACUGGAUGCAUUAAGUAAAGAAAAGGCAUGGCAAACAUUUAUCAUUGAUUUGUUACUGCAUUGUCACAGCAAAACUGUUCGGCAAAUGGCACAGGAGCAGUUCUUCUUAAUGGCUACCCGAUGUUGUAUGGGACAACGACCUCUUCUUUUUUUUAUAACUCUGUUAUUUACUGUGUUAGGGAGUACUGCACGAGAACGUGCUAAACAUUCAGGAGAUUACUUUACUCUGUUAAGACAUCUUCUAAAUUAUGCUUACAAUAGUAAUAUUAAUGUGCCCAAUGCUGAAGUUCUGCUUAAUAAUGAAAUUGAUUGGCUUAAAAGGAUCAGGGAUGAAGUGAAAAGGACAGGAGAAACAGGUGUAGAGGAAACUAUUCUAGAAGGUCAUCUUGGAGUUACCAAAGAAUUGUUGGCAUUCCAAACUCCUGAAAAAAAAUACCACAUUGGUUGUGAAAAAGGUGGUGCUAAUCUUAUCAAAGAAUUAAUAGAUGAUUUUAUCUUUCCCGCAUCAAAUGUUUACUUGCAAUACAUGAGAAAUGGAGAAUUACCCGCUGAGCAGGCAAUACCGGUCUGUAGUUCCCCAGCUACCAUUAAUGCUGGAUUUGAGCUGUUAGUAGCCUUAGCAGUGGGCUGUGUCCGUAACCUCAAACAAAUAGUAGAUACUUUGACUGAAAUGUACUAUAUAGGCACUGCAAUAACUACUUGUGAGGCACUAACAGAAUGGGAAUAUCUGCCACCUGUUGGACCACGACCACCAAAGGGAUUUGUAGGACUUAAAAAUGCUGGAGCCACUUGUUACAUGAAUUCUGUUAUUCAGCAACUAUAUAUGAUUCCUGCCAUCAGAAAUGGAAUUCUUGCAAUUGAUGGAACAGGCAGUGAUGUAGAUGAUGACAUGUCUGGAGAUGAGAAACAAGAUGAGAGCAAUGUUGACCCACGAGAUGAAGUAUUUGGCUAUCCCCAUCCAUAUGAAGAUAAACCAACUUUAAGUAAAACAGAAGACAGAAAAGAGUACAACAUAGGUGUACUAAGACAUCUCCAGGUCAUAUUUGGCCACUUAGCAGCUUCUAGAUUACAGUACUAUGUGCCGAGAGGAUUUUGGAAACAGUUCAGACUCUGGGGUGAACCUGUAAAUCUGCGAGAACAACAUGAUGCUUUAGAAUUUUUUAACUCUUUGGUGGAUAGUCUAGAUGAAGCUUUAAAAGCCUUAGGUCAUCCAGCAAUGUUAAGUAAAGUUUUAGGCGGAUCCUUUGCUGAUCAGAAAAUCUGUCAAGGUUGCCCUCAUAGAUAUGAAUGUGAAGAAUCUUUUACAACACUGAAUGUAGAUAUAAGAAAUCACCAAAAUCUACUUGACUCUUUGGAACAAUAUGUCAAAGGAGACUUACUGGAAGGUGCAAAUGCAUAUCACUGUGAAAAAUGCAACAAGAAGGUUGAUACAGUGAAACGCUUGCUGAUUAAAAAACUGCCUCCAGUUCUUGCCAUCCAGCUAAAACGAUUUGAUUAUGACUGGGAAAGGGAAUGUGCAAUCAAGUUCAAUGAUUAUUUUGAGUUUCCACGUGAAUUGGAUAUGGAACCUUAUACUGUGGCGGGAGUAGCUAAGUUAGAAGGGGAUGAUGUAAAUCCUGAAAAUCAACUAAUACAGAAUGAACAAUCAGAAAUUGAACAUUCUGGCAGUACAAAAUACAGACUAGUGGGUGUAUUGGUGCACAGUGGUCAAGCCAGUGGUGGACAUUAUUACUCUUACAUUAUUCAAAGAAAUGGAGGAGAUGGUGAGAAAAACAGAUGGUAUAAAUUUGAUGAUGGUGAUGUAACUGAAUGCAAAAUGGAUGAUGAUGAAGAAAUGAAAAAUCAGUGUUUUGGUGGAGAAUACAUGGGAGAAGUAUUUGAUCAUAUGAUGAAAAGGAUGUCCUACAGACGUCAGAAGAGAUGGUGGAAUGCUUACAUUCUUUUUUAUGAACGCAUGGACACAGUAGAGAAAGACAAUGAGCUUAUAAAAUAUAUUUCAGAACUUGCAAUGACCACUAAACCCCAUCAAAUUAAAAUGCCAUCUGCAAUUGAACGGAGUGUACGAAAACAAAAUGUACAAUUCAUGCAUAACCGAAUGCAGUACAGCCUGGAAUAUUUUCAGUUUGUAAAAAAAUUGCUGACAUGUAAUAGUGUCUACCUAAAUCCGCCUCCUGGACAAGAUCAUUUACUGCCUGAAGCAGAAGAAAUUACAAUGAUAAGUGUUCAGCUUGCUGCUAGAUUUCUGUUUACCACAGGAUUUCACACAAAGAAAAUAGUUCGUGGUCCUGCCAGUGAUUGGUAUGAUGCUUUGUGCAUUCUCCUUCGUCAUAGCAAGAAUGUUCGUUUCUGGUUUGCACACAAUGUACUUUUCAAUGUUUCAAAUCGCUUCUCUGAAUAUCUUUUGGAAUGCCCUAGUGCUGAAGUAAGAGGAGCAUUUGCAAAAUUGAUAGUAUUUAUUGCACACUUUUCAUUACAAGAUGGACCAUGUCCUUCUCCUUUUGCUUCACCUGGACCUUCUAGUCAGGUAUGUAACCAAAAUACAAUAUGAAAAAACUAGUUUAUAUACAAUAGUAUAAUAACCUGUUUUGAUAUAAAGCAUCAUAGUUGGUUAACUAAUUAUGAAUUCAUGUAGCUUAUAUAGGUAAUGGUUUAUUGUGCA
Messenger RNA from Thamnophis sirtalis, 4698 nucleotides. The record is from RefSeq and is a predicted model, not a curated record. NCBI's taxonomy places the organism in Eukaryota, Metazoa, Chordata, Lepidosauria, Squamata, Natricidae.